AGUUAAAUGGUAACGUUGAUUUGUUUCAACCGAGGACGCAAACUUCACACAUGACGUUUCGCGAAUUCAAGUAUGAAAGCUCCCAUCGAUCGUGUCACGAUCCCGUUUAAAGAGUGGUUAUAUCGUUUGGGUAGAUAAACAAAGGUAUUUUUUUAUUGUGCUCCAAACUGACUCGAAGAACUCACUGUGAGUUGACACAUUCGUAAUCAUGUUUCUGGCGGCAGUGAUUAUGUCCCUGGCCACGAUGAGCGUUGCAGAGCCUAUGUGUGAAGAAUCAUUGGAUGGACCGCAGUUCCAGGGACGGGCAACUUAUUUCCACGCGGCGCCUGCCAUGGCUGGUAAUGGGGCUUGUAUGCUUGCUUCGGACGACCCGAUGGUUGUCGGGAUGGCUGGUGAAAAUUACGAGAAUUCGCAGGUUUGCGGGGAAUGUAUUGAGGUCACUGGACCUCAUGGGAAUAGGUUGUGGUCAGCGUCAUAGACAUGUGUGGGUGUGAAGAAAAUGGUUUAAAUUUAAGUCAGGAAUCUUUCAGGAUCCUCGAAUCUGAUGUGAGUUUUGGGUCGAUUGACGUUACCUGGAGAGUUGUAACCUGUGACAUAGAAGGAAAUAUCAAUUAUAGGUUCCUUGAUGGGAGUUCAAAAUGGUGGUUUGGAAUACAGGCAAUCAAUCAUAAAUAUCCCGUGGCCAGAAUGGAAUUAAGACAAAGGAGAACUAACGCAUGGAUUGACCUGGAACGGAGUAACACUAAUUUCUUCAUGAAACCCACUUCUAUCUCUACAAUUGAAGCACCGUUUGAGUUGAGGUUGACGUCGGUUAACGGUUAUGUUGUGACGGAUAAUAUCGAUGCUAUUCAAAGUGAUGAACUGAUUGAGGGUACUGGACAAUUUGGAAACUGUAGAGGUGACCAUGACUGUACAAUCGAUGAACGCACAUAUUCCGGAGAAGCUACCUUCUACUAUGGUGCGGCCACCGCGGCAGCUGGAAGUGGAGCCUGUAUGAUUAAUACUGGCGGUGACCUAAUGAUCGGAGCAAUGACAGCUGCAUUAUGGGACGAAUCUCAGGCAUGCGGUGAAUGUGUUGAAGUAACUGGACCACAGGGUGACACGAUUUUCAUCCAAAUAAUUGACCUAUGUGGCGGUUGUCCAGAGGGUGAUAUAGAUCUAAGCACAGAUGCAUUUACUCAACUGGGUAGUCUCGAAGAUGGAAGAAUAGAUAUAGAAUGGAAAGUGGUAGAAUGUGUUGUUGAUGGAAACAUCAAAUACAAAUUUAAAGAUGGUAGUACAAAAUGGUGGUUUGCAAUUCAAAUUGUCGAUCAUCGUGUACCGAUUAAGUCUAUUGCCAUAAAGCCAGAUGGACAAGACACCUGGAUCGAUCUCCCUAGACAAAGCUUUAAUUUCUUCUUGCAAGAUGUGGAUGUUAUUGAUGUACCUUUUUCUAUUCGUGUGACUGGAACAACUGAUGAAGUGUUAGAAGAUCGAAUCACACGUUUUCCUUCUAGUAUGCAUGACCUUCAUGAUGGGAGUGUCCAAUUCACGACCACGUGUACGUCUGUACCAGCGACCCCCGAACCGCAAAAAACGUCAAAGGCCACAAGAAUUAUGUUAAACACAAGCUACGUCAUCGUAUUAUAUUUUACUCUUAAUAAUUGUAUAGUAUAA
Saccoglossus kowalevskii is the source of this 1656-nucleotide messenger RNA. RefSeq lists its product as uncharacterized. NCBI's taxonomy places the organism in Eukaryota, Metazoa, Hemichordata, Enteropneusta, Harrimaniidae. The record is from RefSeq and is a predicted model, not a curated record.